CGUGACGUCUGGUUGAGGUGGCGCGAAAAUUUGGGCGGAAGUUUGACAGCGGUGGGAUAUUUUGUUUUCUUGUUUUCUUUUUUCCAGCAUACUGUAGCUAAUCCGCUUCUAAUAAAUUGAUUAUCUACAGUUAAAAUUCUAAAUUAAAUUUGUCGAUAAGCAAGACGAAUAACGCAGGCGGAUAUGCUAUGCAGCUAAACCACAAUAUUAAUAUGUGAUGAAAACUAGUUAUCCAGUAGGUUUCUGUGUCAGAAAGUUGUUUUAGCAAGACCACCGUUUUAGGGAAGUAACCUCGUUCGCAAACAAACGUACCUUGGCGCUAACACUUACAUUUUGUGAUUUAGCUAGCUAUCGAUUUUUGAGUACCCAUUUCAAAAGGUACUAUUAGCUAACUCAAAGACGAUGUCGGACGCGUUGUCUGAAGCAAGCGACUUGAGUGCCGAUGACAGUCAGGAUGUAAUGACCCCGGCUGAGCUGAUUGCUAAACUGGAAGAGGCCUGGCUGAAUGAAAAGUUCUCCCCGGAGCUGCUGGAGAACAAGUCCGAGAUUGUGGAGUGUGUGAUGGAGCAGCUCACUCACAUGGAGGAGAACCUGCAGCGCGUGCGGAAGGGAGACGUGAAGGCCAGCAUCCACCGCAUGGAGAUCGACAGGAUCCGAUUCGUCCUCAGCAGCUACCUCCGCUCCCGUUUGCAAAAGGUAGAGAAAUACUUCCCUCACAUCCUGGAGAAAGAGAAGUCGCGGGCAGACGGAGACCCCUCGUUCCUUUCUCCUGAGGAGUUUGCCUUUGCCAAAGAGUACCUGGCCAACACAGAAACAUAUCUGAAGGCGGUGGCUCUCAGACACAUGCCCCCCAAUCUACAGACUGUGGAUAUGCUGAAAGCAGUGCCCGAGCCCUGCCUGGAUUCUUUCGUGUUCCUGCGUGUGAAGGAGCGGCAGGAGAACAUCCUGGUGGAGCCCGAGACGGACGAGCAGAGGGAGUAUGUUGUUGACCUGGAGGAAGGCUCCCAGCAUCUGAUGCGAUACCGCACAAUAGCGCCCCUGGUGGUCAGCGGGGCAGUGCAGCUCAUAUAGGAACGGAGGUCAUCUGGACUGGGACCUCACUCUCUUCCCGCCCUGCCUCCAAACACGCACGACGGCAACGUUUGGAGAUGCUGACAAAGUGCACUGUAGCUGUCCAACUAUUAUAUAAGGGAGCUUUAACCAAAUUUACCCAUCACAUUACAAGACAUUUUUGAAUUGCUCUUUUUGUGGGGGGGUUUAUCAACAACUGAUGCUCUGUUAUUCUAGGUAUAUCCGUUAAAUUAGAAACCUCUUCGUGUCUUGUCAGGCUUUCCUCUAACACAGUCAGUAUGGAUGGUGGUAAAAAAGAUAUGUGCGAAGGAGACAGAGGCAGCAGUUGUGGUACCUCAGGAAGCUGUCACUAUAAUGAGAAAUUGAUGGCAGCAGCAUGCUAGGACUUGACCUGUGCUUGAAUAGAGAUCAAAAAGGAGUAGUAAUAAUUUUUUUGUGCUUUUGGGCCGAUGUGCACUACUUCAUAGAAUAGCUGUUGAAUUAUAGAACAGCUGUUUGCGCUCUUUGCCACUUCACCCACAGCAGUGAUUUUCCAUGGGCACUAGCAUACUAGAAUGGCUCGGCACCACAGUCCUCCAUAUAACACCAGUCACAUGUUACCCAUGUGCCCGUGCAGUAGUCUGAAGAGGACACUGGUCCAGUGGGACAGAGAUGCUGAGAUUCAAGCAUUGAAAAUGGUGAGGAGUGGAAUUGGUGCACAAUGGCAGAGCUUGUCUUUAUCAUGUAGCAGUAGCUGCUGUCAAAUUCAUAAAUCAGGAAAAUGCAGUUUUCAAGAAUAGCUUUCAGGGAUCCACUCUUCCUGUAGGUUUUUGAAAACCUUUAAUGCAUGGUUAUGAAUGUUAAAAUUAAAAGAAUGAAAUUUCUUGGAUUUUGAGUUUGAACCUUCUUUGUUUUCUCUUGGUGAGUGCAUGUUGUGACAUUUAUAUUUUCAGUAAAAUAUUUUAUUACAUUUUUUCAAUUGUUAAUGAAUAUUCUGGUGUUGAAACCAGGUUGUAACAUUGCCCAGGUAGGCGGGGAUGUCGGUCACCAGAUAAUUUAUUUGUCAUUGCUCACCAGCACCCCCGUCUGGUCAGUCAGGCCCGCCCUGUCUGUCUAUGCUUUUACAGACAUGCCUGUGCAAGCGCAUCUAGACUGGAGGGAGAAACAGCAGCGGCUGACUUCACGUGUUUCCGGGGAGAGUGUGCGCUUGUCAGGGUUCGCAGAUUUAGAGGUUGCAGCAGUGAGCUUGAAUGCGAUUAAUUGGGCAUCCCAAAACUUGGAGAAAAUAGGGGGUAAAAUUUAGAAUCCUGGAAGAGUCUUCCCGUCCCUUCGCUCAAACUUUUGCAGAAUGUUAAGCUUUGUCGGGGCAGUAUUUAAAACCACGUUGUGAAUGUGUUUUAUUUUGCAUUGCUCAUUGUCACUAUUUUUUCUAAGUUUGGCUCUGUCUAUAUGUUUCUCUGUAUAUGAACCAGUCUGUAUCAAGUGGUUGUGCUGAUAUCUUAAAACUAACAAUAUUUCAAUGGAGUAAGGGUCUGUAAUCUGCAUUUUCUUUAUUUGGUUAUUGUUUUGUAAGUAAUUGACUUAAUGUGUUCCACAUGGGGGGGAGGGGGGGGGCUUGAAUCAUGCACUUUUGAUGGACUGAGAGGAAGAAACGUUGACAUCUCCUGGACAAGAGGGAUUUUUAAGUCUUCAAUUUCAGCUUCACUCCAGCCAAUAGCAGUGGCAGCAGUCCGUUAACCUGAGUCUUUGUUGAACAUCUUCCACAGAGUCUGAUUGCCCAGCGACAAGUUUUGUUUGUCCUUGAGAUAUUGGAUUUCUGUUUCCCAUGACCUGCAUCCAAGAGGAUGGCAGUCAAUCCUGUGGUUUCUGGGCAGAACUAGUUGGCGGGCUGGUCUGUGGGAUUUGCAGCCAAAGUCUUUUUGUUUGUUUUAUUGUUUUGUUUGUUUUUUGUUUUUUUCUUCCUUUUUUAAACCCUCCCCUCUGCCCAGUAGAUUUGGGGUAAUUUCUGCAUUUGUACCACUGCCCAAAUGAGGCAAUCUUUGACUGCAUUUAAGCUCAACAAAGAAGAGGCGUGGCAUUAGGAGUGUAAAUGUGCUGAAGGCAAGUCUUCCAGACAACGGAACUGAUUAAUUUGAGAUUGCAAAACACAACUCAAAUAAACACAGCUUAUCAUAUGA
Messenger RNA from Anguilla anguilla (European eel), 3227 nucleotides. RefSeq names its product GINS complex subunit 4 (Sld5 homolog) (gene gins4). Lineage: Eukaryota; Metazoa; Chordata; Actinopteri; Anguilliformes; Anguillidae. Gene Ontology annotation, biological process: DNA-templated DNA replication; double-strand break repair via break-induced replication. The transcript is spliced from 7 exons. Gene Ontology annotation, cellular component: GINS complex. The record is from RefSeq and is a predicted model, not a curated record. Bases 403 to 1071 code for a protein of 222 amino acids.